GUUUUAUAUCUGGUGUACAACGCGGUAAUCACGUGUGUCCCGACGAGAAGUUUACGCCUACCACACCUAAGAAUAUUUCCACCAGAAGGCUGUGGUUAGACUUGAAAUACCGUGCAAACGAACCAGUAUUGAAGAAAAUGAGUUGUGUUAGCAAAGGAUCCAAGAGGGUUCACAUGAAUGUGAACGAAUUGCAAAAUUGGUCAACUGGUCAAAGAGUCAAGUUUAUACCCCCAUUACAACCAGGAGAGAUCGCGAUUGUUAGUACAUCUAGAGGUGUUUUGGAUAUUAAGGAUGCGAUGUUGUUAAAAACGGGAGGAGAAGUGCUCUGUAGGGUUUGGUAA
Messenger RNA from Acaulospora morrowiae, 341 nucleotides. NCBI's taxonomy places the organism in Eukaryota, Fungi, Glomeromycota, Glomeromycetes, Diversisporales, Acaulosporaceae. The record is from the annotation of a GenBank genome assembly.